Prunus persica (peach) is the source of this 396-nucleotide messenger RNA. RefSeq names its product spore coat protein SP60-like. NCBI's taxonomy places the organism in Eukaryota, Viridiplantae, Streptophyta, Magnoliopsida, Rosales, Rosaceae. Bases 1 to 396 code for a protein of 131 amino acids. The transcript is spliced from 2 exons. The record is from RefSeq and is a predicted model, not a curated record.
AUGUAUCUUCAUGGAUGCACACUCUUGGUAUAUGACACAUUCAAGGGUCUUGGAAAUGAAGGAUCCUAUUUUGAUGACCUUGAACCCGAUCCUGAAUCAGGCUCCUAUUUUGAAGACCCCAAAUCCAAUCCUGAAUCAGGAUCUUAUUUUGACUACGCCGAAUCCGAUCCUGAAUCAGGAUCCUAUUUUGACGACUGCGAACCUGAUCCUGAAUCAAGAUCCUAUUUUGAUGACCCUGACCUCGACUACGAUGAUGACCCUGACCUCGACUACGACGACGAUGACCCCGACUCCGAUGACGACCCCGAUCCUGAAUCUGUCUAUGAUUUAGAUCUAGAUCCCGACUUCGACUCCGAUCCUGGCUCAGGCUUAGAUCCCGAUCCGAAUUCCAACUAA